UCCCCGCAGAUGCGGUUCAUGCUGCUGUUCAGCCGGCAGGGGAAGCUCCGCCUGCAGAAGUGGUUCCUGGCCACGGCCGACAGGGACAAGAAGAAGCUGGUGCGGGAGCUGAUGCAGGUGGUGCUGGCGCGCAAGCCCAAGAUGUGCAGCUUCCUGGAGUGGAGGGACCUCAAGGUGGUUUACAAGAGGUACGCCAGCCUCUACUUCUGCUGCGCCAUCGAGGGGCAGGACAAUGAACUCAUCACGCUGGAGCUCAUCCACCGCUACGUGGAGCUGCUCGACAAGUACUUCGGCAGCGUCUGCGAGCUCGACAUCAUCUUCAACUUCGAGAAGGCGUACUUCAUCCUGGACGAGUUCGUGAUGGGCGGCGAGAUCCAGGACACCUCCAAGAAGAGCGUCCUCAAGGCCAUCGAGCAGGCGGAUCUGCUGCAGGAGGAGGAUGAGUCCCCCCGCAGCGUGCUGGAAGAGAUGGGGCUGGCAUAGCCCACCCUUAUGGGGUGUGGGGGGGACACCCCCAUAUUAAUGCCCCUCCCCCCCCCAUUCAUCCACAUGGGACCAACCCUGGACACAAGAACAGGGAGGGGGAGGCACCCCAAAAGGCCCCCCACAAGCUGUAAAUAUAUAUAUAUAUGGGGGGCAUCCCCUUAUUGGGGGGGGGGCAGCGCUGCAGGGUCCCUGUGCCCCCCCCCCAUGGACCCUGUUUUUGGGGGGGGGGAAUCACAAGUGGGUGCCCCCCCCCCAAAGUGACCCUUUUUGGGGUGCUGGGGGGGGUGGUGACAGGAACCCCCCCCCUUGUCCCUUGGGGGUUCCCUCCUUUGGGGGGGUCACUCAUUUGGGGACCCCCCAAAUAAUGGGACCAUCCUCGUGCUGUCCCCCCUAUGGAAUAAAGCUUAUGGAGCCC
This is a messenger RNA of Pezoporus flaviventris, 901 nucleotides long. RefSeq names its product adaptor related protein complex 1 subunit sigma 1 (gene AP1S1). Gene Ontology annotation, biological process: vesicle-mediated transport; intracellular protein transport. The transcript is spliced from 4 exons. Bases 10 to 483 code for a protein of 157 amino acids. Gene Ontology annotation, molecular function: clathrin-cargo adaptor activity. Lineage: Eukaryota; Metazoa; Chordata; Aves; Psittaciformes; Psittacidae. The record is from RefSeq and is a predicted model, not a curated record. Gene Ontology annotation, cellular component: AP-1 adaptor complex; intracellular membrane-bounded organelle; membrane coat.